This is a messenger RNA of Paramuricea clavata, 675 nucleotides long. The record is from the annotation of a GenBank genome assembly. Lineage: Eukaryota; Metazoa; Cnidaria; Anthozoa; Malacalcyonacea; Plexauridae.
AUGAGGAGCCUUGUCCUCAGGGUGAGAAACCUUGUCCUCAGAGUCAGGACCCUUGUCCUCAGAGUCAGGACCGUUGUGGUCGGAAUGAAGAACCUUGUCCUCAGAGUGAAGUACCUUGUCCUCAGUGUGAGGAACAUUGUCCACAGGGUGAACAACCUUGUCCUCAGCGUGAAGAACCUUGUCCUCAUCGGAAGAAGCUUGUCCUCAUCGUGGAGAACAUUGUCCUCAGGGUGAGGUACCUUGUCCGCAGGGCGAAGAACCUUGUCCUCAGAGUGAAGAACCUUAUCCUCAGAGUUUCAAUAACCUUGUCCUCAAAGUGAGGAACCUUGUCCUCAGAUUGAAGAACCUUGUCCUCAGAGUGAGAAACCUUGUCCUCAGAGUGAGGAACCUUGUCCGCAGAGUGAAGAACCUGUCCUCAGGGUGAAGAACAUUGUCCUCGGAGUGAAGAACCUUGUCCUCAGAGUGAAGACCCUUGUCCUCAUAGAGAAGAACCUUGUCCUCAAAGUGAAGAACCUUUUCCUCAGUGUGAGGAACAUUGUGCUCAGGGUGAAAAACCUCGUCCUCAGCGUGAAGAACCUUGUCGUCAGAGCGAAGAACCUUGUCCUCAUAGUGAAGAACCUUGUCCUCAAAGUGAGGAACCUUGUCCACAGUGUGAGGAACUUUUUCUCAGAUUGA